AUGUCAUCGACAUCAUUUAGUAUCAUCAGCAUUCAGUUUAGUAUCUAUGCUGGUUUACCGAUAUUUAUUUUUGGUAUAAUCGGAAAUAUGAUUAAUCUUCGUCUCUUAUUUUCUACACGUACAAAUUCAUGUUCAUUUGUAUUAUUUAUUUCAUCAUUUUUCAAUCUCAUCGCACUAUCAGUAGGUCUUCUUCCAAGAGCUUUAGCCAUAGGAUUUGGUAUUGACGCAUCAUUGACUAAUCUAUUCUGGUGUAAAAGUCGUCUGUUUAUUUCUUAUACCAGUACCAUUACAUCUUUAACAUGCAUUUGUUUUGCUUCUAUCGACAGAUUUUUUGCUUCAUGUCGAAGUGUAUCAUGGCGUAAUCUAAGUAAGCUGAGCACAAUAAAAAUGGCUAUUAUUAUAGUUAUUCCAAUAAUUAUUGCUAGUAAUGUACCAUUUCUAUUUUUCUAUACAAUUCUUGAAGUAAAGUCAGCCACAGGUAAUAUUACUACAAGAUGUUCUUCCAUUAAUCCAGGUUGGACUCUUUAUAUAAGUUAUUUCGUUCGACCUAUUCUUCUUAGUAUAUUACCUGGUAUGAUAUUAUGUAUGAGCGGUUGGCUUACAUAUCGUAAUAUCAUUUCCAUUACUGGUAUUCAACUACGUGGCACAUUUCAGCGAAGUUUAACUUCAAUGGUAUUCUUACAAAACGUGAUUGUUCUCAUUCCAAUAAUACCUUUUGCAACAUUUAAUGUCUAUCAAAUUAUCACAUCGUCAAUAGCCAAAACACCUUAUCGUUUAGCGCAAGAAGCAUUGAUUCUUGAUAUAACUAAUAUUAUUUUAUACAUUAGUUAUGCGUCGAAUUUUUAUACAUAUAUUAUUUCGGUGUCAUCUUAUCGUCGAAAUUUUCUACGACUUGUUCUAUUUUGUUAUAGUCGAAACCAUUGGAACAAUCAUAUUGAACCUAUGCCAAGAGAACAGCUUCGAUGGUAA
Rotaria sp. Silwood1 is the source of this 969-nucleotide messenger RNA. NCBI's taxonomy places the organism in Eukaryota, Metazoa, Rotifera, Eurotatoria, Philodinida, Philodinidae. The record is from the annotation of a GenBank genome assembly.